CCUAUAUCCUCCACUGGGUUUGUUUCAGUUGUUUUCCAACAAGCAAGGCGAGUCGUUUACUCAUCAAGAUUUACUUUUUUUCCCAAGUUGUAAAUCCAAAUGGUUACAUCAAGAUGACAGAUAGUCGUAACGAAACUCCUCACCGAUUCUGGUAAAUCGGUUGCAUCACACAACUUUGACCGUGUCCCUCAUGAUUUUCAUAAAAGGACUCGAGAAUUAUCCUGCAAAAUACAAAAUAGUGAUUCAGUGAUUUUACUUUCGAGAUAAAUAAACUUUUUUCUUCUAAUUUAAGUGAAUUUACAAAAAAAAAAGGAAAAAAUGGGUAUUUGUUUUUCCUGCUGUAGACCGAAACGCGAUAGUGCUCGUGAAAAAUCGCCCUUGGAAUUAGAUUUUUGCGAUUAUGUAAAACAAUAUCUAUCAGUGGGGACUUUAUUUCGGAAACUCUUUGGAAAAAACGAAAAAAUAUUAGAUAAACCAAAAGAUGAGGAUUACAGAUCGACAGUUCUGACAGUGGAUGCUCUGGAUCCAUUGAUUGUGGAAAAUGGCAGUGCUCACAGAACAUCGAAAUACGAAAUAAUGAAUCGCGUUGGAAAGGAGGCGCUACUCGUGGUCCGAAGGGGUCAAGAAUUUUACAUAAAUCUCACACUAUCGAGAAAUUACGAUCCGAUAAAUGAUGGAAUAUCGUUAGUAUUUAAAUUGGACGGCGCCUCACAUACAACAAGUGGUCAGAGGACAUUAGUGGCAAUUCCAGUUCUGGGGAGAAAUGAAACAUCAAGUGAUACCACCUGGCAAGCAACUGUCGCAGAAUCACAUGAAAAUGAAAUCAAAAUCAAGAUAAAAACGAGUCCAGAUGCAAUUAUUGGAAAAUGGAAAAUUGAAAUUGACACGAGAAAUAAAGAUUCUGGUGGUGCUAUAAGUUCCAACGUAAAUGAACCUUUUUAUCUACUCUUUAAUCCAUGGUGUACAGAGGAUGCCGUUUACUUGCCCCUUGAGAAAGAACGAGCCGAAUACGUUUUAAUGGAUUCGGGAUUAAUUUGGAGAGGUACUCACAACAGUAUGUCGUCCACUGCCUGGAAAUAUGCUCAAUUUGACGAGAAUAUUCUUGAAUGUGCAUUAUAUUUAAUGCAAAACGUUGGAGGAGUCAGACCAGCUUCGAGAAAUGAUCCAGUUAUCGUAACCAGAUGUCUUUCGGCCGCCAUAAAUGCAAACGACGACAACGGUGUAGUGACUGGUAAUUGGUCGGAGGACUUUAAGGACGGAACGGAACCAACGAAAUGGUUGGGAUCGAGAAAAAUUUUGCAGGAAUAUUUCAAAACAAAAAGGUCCGUAAAAUACGGUCAAUGCUGGGUGUUUGCCGGCGUUUUAGCAACAAUUUGUCGAACUCUCGGCAUUCCCUGUCGAGUGGUGACAAAUUACCUCAGUGCACAUGACACCGAAAAUAGUUUAACAGUCGAUUACUUUGUCGAUGAGGAGGGAAAAAUAAUGAAGGAACUUGCCAGCGAUUCCGUUUGGAAUUAUCACGUAUGGAAUGAGGUGUGGAUGAAGAGACUAGAUUUAGGUACAAAAUAUUCAGGUUGGCAAGCGAUUGAUGCCACGCCACAGGAAUUAAGUUCCGAUGUUUAUCGUUGUGGUCCAGCUUCAGUCUAUGCAGUGAAAAAUGGAGAAAUCCUUAAACCCUGCGAUACUGCUUUCCUCUUUGCCGAAGUUAAUGCUGAUACGGUUUAUUGGCGUUACAAUGGACCCUCGCAACCUGUUAAACUUGUCAGCAGAAAUAUUAACUCAAUUGGACAAUUCAUCAGUACAAAAGCUGUUGGUAAAUGGGAACGAGAAGACAUAACCGACAAUUAUAAACAUCCAGAAAAGACGACAGAAGAAAGAGACAUCAUGCUGAAGGCGUUGCGUCAAAGCGAAAGCUCCUUUAGUCGUUACUAUUUGAACGAAGAUUUCAACGAUGUUAAAUUUAAUUUCGAUCUACAUGAUGAUAUUAUAAUUGGACAACCUUUCCGAGUUCGAAUGAAAGUCGAGAAUAUCAGCAGUGACGAGGACUAUCGUGUGAAUUUAAUUUUACGAGUGGACGUUGUAUCCCAUAGAGGAAUAGUUGGAAGAGAUGUGAAAAAAAUUAAAAUCGACGAUAUGCUAAUGAAACCAAAUCAGGAUGAGACAAUUGAUUUGCCCGUUACUUGGGAGGAAUAUUCUCCACAUUUACAAAACGACACGAAUUUCCAAAUUUCAUGUUUAGCAACAAUUGAUGAAACAAAUUAUGAAUAUUACGCCCAAGAUGAUGUGGCAGUGAAGAAACCGGAUAUCAUCGUCAGGAUACUAAGCGAUCCAAAAGUUGGUUACGAGCUCCAAGCCUCGGCUGAAUUUUCCAAUCCACUGCCAAUUUCAUUGAAGAAAGGAAAGUUCAUCAUUGACGGUCCGGGACUUGCGGAACAAUUGAAAUUAGUUUUAUCAGAUCCCGUACGGCCGGGACAACUUGCCAAAUGUUCCUUCUCAAUGAUGCCAAAUCAUUCGGGAAAAGCCACAAUAGUUGUCAAAUUUUAUUCCAAAGAAUUGUCGGAUGUCGACGGUUUCAAGGAAUUCAUGGUGAAAUCUGUAAAUUCGUAUUAUCGAAAUAAUUAUUAGCCAUCAGAAGAAAUUAGUAAUUGUUUUAAAUAAUUAAAAAAAUCAGAGAAUUGUGUGCCUCGCUCUAUACACUGAUUAAGAAGGAAAAUAAUUUUAAUAAAUAAUUUUUCCUUUCUUUCGGCGUAUACUUAAAAAAAACAUAGACCAAUUGUAUUCAAAACUAAAAUUCUAAUAUAAUAAUAUUAUUUAUAUUGUCUAGAAAGAAUUUGUAUUUUAUAGACCAAAGUUUCAUUUUAAGACACAGAUUUGUUAAAAUGUCAAAAGAUCUCAAACGUU
Leptopilina heterotoma is the source of this 2901-nucleotide messenger RNA. RefSeq names its product annulin-like. The coding region runs from base 319 to 2625 and encodes 768 amino acids. Lineage: Eukaryota; Metazoa; Arthropoda; Insecta; Hymenoptera; Figitidae. Gene Ontology annotation, molecular function: protein-glutamine gamma-glutamyltransferase activity. The transcript has 11 exons. Gene Ontology annotation, biological process: peptide cross-linking. The record is from RefSeq and is a predicted model, not a curated record.